Molecule: messenger RNA, 1194 nt
Organism: Osmerus eperlanus (European smelt)
Lineage: Eukaryota; Metazoa; Chordata; Actinopteri; Osmeriformes; Osmeridae
Gene: srsf3a
Product: serine and arginine rich splicing factor 3a
Exons: 7
Coding region: 144-650 (168 amino acids)
Biological process (GO): mRNA splicing, via spliceosome
Cellular component (GO): nuclear speck
Molecular function (GO): RNA binding
Source: RefSeq, a predicted model, not a curated record
UUUUUUUUCCUUUCACACACUAGAAGCAACCUGACUGUAGCUAGCUCGACGUCGCCUUCGCUUCUACACGUUGUGAAACUAACCAACGCAUACGGAAGCUGGGGAUUAACUGACUACUAUUUGAGACAUCGAGAUCGGUUAGAAUGGGAGAUCCUGCCCUUAACAGAGAUUGCCCUCUUGACUGUAAGGUUUAUGUUGGGAAUCUAGGCAAUAGUGGGAACAAGACAGAGCUGGAGAGGGCCUUUGGGUAUUAUGGCCCUCUGCGCAGUGUCUGGGUAGCCAGGAACCCUCCAGGCUUUGCCUUUGUAGAGUUCGAGGAUCCAAGAGAUGCAACUGAUGCUGUGAGAGAGCUCGAUGGAAGGACGCUGUGUGGCUGCAGAGUGCGUGUUGAGUUAUCCAGUGGGGAGAAACGCUCUAGGAGCCGCGGCCCCCCCCCCUCAUGGAGCCGGCGCCCUCGGGAUGACUACAGGCGGCGCAGCCCCCCCGUGAGACGCAGAUCUCCCAGGAGGAGGAGCUUCAGUCGGAGCCGCAGCAGGUCUCUCUCCAGAGACAGAAGACGAGAUAGGUCUCUGUCCAGAGACAGGAACCAUAAACCCUCCAGAUCCUUCUCAAGGUCAAGGAGUCGCUCCAGAUCUAAUGAUAGGAAGUGAGGAUCGGAACUUGAACUCAUACAAAACCAGAAGAUUUCCGUGGUGUAGAAUCAGGUUAUGGAUGGGUUAAGUUUCAUUUUAAAAUGACACGAUAUUUUAGAUUGUUCUCUUUUUGAAAUGGGACAACUUCCUGGUUCAACUAUUUUCUGUAAUUGUCAACUAUCAUUAACUGAUUAACUGUAUGUGAGAAAAAGGUGCGUUUGGAAUAUUGUCUCCAUUAUAAGUUGCUUUCUACAGUACAAGUUGCUUUCUUUUCUAUUUGUAGUUGUAUGGGAAGUGAAUACCACCCAUUGCAUGUCAAAUAAUUUGGAUUGAUUCCUGGCAUGCAACUUCCUAUACUUUUUUUGUUUUUUGAGGUAUUUUGAUUAAAACUUAGAUGCAAUGUUUGGUGGUUUUUUACUUUGGAUUUAGCUUUGUUUUAUAAUGACUUAUUUUCUGUGGGGAUGUCAUAAGUACAAGACCAUGACUGAAAGUUGGUUCUUUCAGACAUUUACUGAAGUUCUCACUUAAGCUUUAAUGGUAAAUAAAUUGCUGUUGAUGUCAA